Molecule: messenger RNA, 5691 nt
Organism: Chaetomium globosum CBS 148.51
Lineage: Eukaryota; Fungi; Ascomycota; Sordariomycetes; Sordariales; Chaetomiaceae
Exons: 11
Coding region: 1-5691 (1896 amino acids)
Molecular function (GO): protein binding
Source: RefSeq, a predicted model, not a curated record
AUGGCAUCCGCCAUUGCCCCAGCCCUCCCCGUGCCCCUGACCGGCCUCGUCAAGCACAUUGGUGAACACCCAGACACGCCAAUGGUGGAAAUCUUGGAGCCGUUCCGCAACUAUGAGGCCCAUCUCCGCCAGGCUUUUGCCCAAGACCCCGACAAUGAGCUGCUCAAGGACCCCCUUAUCAACGUCCUACCUCUCUUCACCGAAGAUACCCACAGCAUCAAGAUCAGGGCCCGCAACCUUGAGGCCGAAUCGAAGGUGGAGAAGUCCAGGUACAUCAUGCCUCUUUCCGCCGGAGUUCGACGCCCAGACAAGUCUCCCGCCGUUGUUCCGUCCUUGAAGGACUUCCAGCAUAAUUUCAACGUUUUCUCCGAGUCUUCGCUCGCUGAGCUCGAUUGGUACGUGACCGUGUUGCUUGCUGCUGUUCUAGCGACGCUGAGGGUGAAACUGACGAUCAAAAAUCCUUAUAGGAGCAAUGUGGUUGCAGCAGGAUCAUCUGUUGUCAACACCCUCCUUCCUGUUCCGGAUGAGUAUAACGGCUCCAAACGCGGCCUCCGCCAGUUUUAUCAUGAGAAGUUUUCGCCUGCUUCUGAUGUUGACCUGUUCUUGUACGGCCUUACCGAAGAGCAGGCCAUUGAGAAGAUCAAGGAUAUCGAAGCCCGGGUCCGCGAUGCGCUCCUGACAGAGACCACCGUCGUCAGGACGAAGCAUGCCAUCACCAUCUGUAAGCCAUUACCGCCCCCUAAACCGGCCAUCCUGGACCGCCUUGGCUCACACGCUCGUGCAGGCAGCCAGUAUCCAACUCGUCACAUUCAGAUUGUUCUGCGAAUCUACAAAUCCGUUUCGGAAAUCCUCACUGGCUUCGACAUUGACUGCUCAGGAGCCGCCUACGACGGCAAGCAAGUCUACUGCACACCCCGCGCUCUGCAGUCGUACAUGACGCAGAUCAACCACAUUGACUUGUCCCGCCGUAGCCCGUCGUACGAAAACCGCCUCUCUAAGUACAGCCACAGGGGCUUUGAGGUGUACUGGCCCAGCUUCGACCGUUCCCGGGUCGAUCCAACCAUUUUCGAGCGGAGUUUCAGGCUGACUGUCGGGCUUGCAAAACUCCUCGUUCUGGAGCGGCUUCCUACGCCCGGUGCGAGAGAUGCUUAUCAGGACAAGAGACGUGAGGAGAGAGGUCGCCCCCGUCUUGACCGCUAUUACCGUCGUUUCCGAUCCCUCGGCGGCAACAUCAAGGAAUACCAUGAGGAUGAAGUGGCGGACUGGUACAAUGACGAGGACGUUUCAAACUACCACACUUUCGCAAUUCCUUACGGCGUAAAGUUCAACGCCAAGCGGAUCGAGAAGCUCUGCUACACCAGGGAUCUUUUGCUCAAUGCAGAGUGGAACCAACCCGACGACAGAGAAGUUUAUCUCCAUCGUCACCCAGCCUUCUUUGGCCGCGUCGACGAUGUUGUUAACGAUUGUUGCGGGUACUGCCCAGUUCCCAAGACGGCAGAAGAAAAGGAGGUGGCGGAAGAGGAAGGGAAGAUCUAUGUCUCGGGCAAGGUAUCGUUUAUGAAGGACGACCCCGGCAGACAGGAAAUCGGCUCGUUCAACCCCCUAACCGAUGACGACUGGACCGAGAUGGCAUAUGUCGGCAACACAGCUCGACUCUGCCAGGCCAUCGUGGAUGAGGACCUCGAUCACGUCGUAGACUGGCUCGCCCAAGAAGGCGCCGACCCCAAUACUCGUGACUACACUGGCAGGACUCCGCUACAUCUGGCGGCGAUGAGCUCCACGCCUGAGGUUGUUCGAGCACUUGUCGACGCUGGAGCCCGUCUCGUCGCUCGCGUGGCGGACGGUAGAACGGCACUCCAUUUCGCCGCUGCUCGUGGCCAUGCUGAGAUCCUCAAGAUUCUCUUGGACAAGAGCGUCGCCAACGAAGCCGAGCAUGAAGAGAAGCAAGACCAGCGUCGCCGAGACAAAAACGCCAUGGAGGUCGAUCAGGACAAAGCUAAAAGCAACGAGUCAGACGGCGCUGAGGAGUCCGACGGCGAGCUUAUCGAUGGAUCCGAUUCCGGCGACGAAGGUCAGAGCAUGGCAACAGGAUCUUUUGUCAAGGUCGGGAAGAAUGAACCCGAGUCGCUCGAUGAGAUCGCACUCCAAGAUGCCGAGGAGGAGCCCGACUUUUACGACAUUAACGUGGUCGCCUGGGACAGGCCUUGCUCGGCCUUGCACUUUGCAAUCGUUGAAGGUCAUGUGGAGGUUGUCAAGACUCUGGUUCAGGAGUACGGCGCCGAUGUCCUGCUGCCGGUCAAGUUCGGGGACCAGUCCAAGACCAGUUACGAUGCCCUGCUCACCCUGGUUCUCGCCCUUGCUCUCCCCGUGGAGAAAGCAAAGGAGAUAGCCAAGGCGCUUCUCAGUCUCGGGGCUACUUCAGCCCAAGCAGACAAGAAUGGCGCCACUGCUUUCCACCGCUACGUCACAGCAAACGCGAAAUCGUUGCUCGAGACACUUUGGGAAAAUGACCCUGUUGGAACCAACACGGCUAUUCACCAUAUCGCCUUUGCCAACUCUUCUACCUGCGAGAACCCGUUGCAAGCCGCUAUAAAUAACGGAAACCUAGCCGUGAUCUUGAAGUUACUCGACCACGGUGCCGUCCCACAAAUCGAGUUCGAAGCCUGGCUCAAAGCGGCAAAGCAAUCUCCGGCGAUGGAGAACCAGCUACGAACCUUCGAAGACAACCAGAAUCGCUACAAACAGAUGGUGGAGCAACCUUUGAUUCUCGCGUUGCGAUCAUCCAAACCCGAAAUUGCCAUUGAGCUCUUGGAGCGCGGCGCUGACCCCAACGUUGUCGACAAGUCAGCACAGUAUUACCUGCAGGCGACUUGGGCCCCUCAGUUCACAGGCGAGUCCGCGUUGGACAUUGCAAACAACCAAAUCAAGGUUCUCGGUGAAUACAACGACAGUGCCGUGACGAGGAGAACUCGUCCCCCCACCAUGCCCGAAGGAACCGACAUAUAUCUCAAGAAGUACGAAGAGGGGACAUACGAGCAUUGGUCUAUAUCCAAGGCGGUUCGCAAACUCCAGGAGUCUCAUGACCGGAACCUCAAAAAGUACGAGAAGGACAAAGUGUUGGACGACCGCAGUUCUGGCCUCAAGGAGAAAGAGGCGGUGAUUGUGGAAGCCAAGGAGCGGAUGGAGAAGGUCAGGGAAGCUUUGAUUGCCAAAGGAGCCAAGACCUUCCCGGACAUUUACCCCGAGUUCAAGCACCGCUUGAACAAAAAGAGGAAUGACCGCUACAAUACCCUUGGCCGGAACAACAUCUCCACGCCUUUCAAGUACAUAUUUUCCUUCAGGAACGUCAACGAUGUGACCGAGUCAAGGAACGCGGCCUAUCACAAGCUGUUCAAUGCCGCCUUCAAUGGUGACCUUGAGACCAUAAAGAAGCUGACAUUGACCUCCUGGGAUGAUGCCAAGGAGGAAGCUCCCCUCAAGAUUGCUGUUUACGACCAAGGCUCGCAGAACCCAUUCUCGCUUGCUUACAACCGCGGCCACUAUGGUGUAGCGAAGGCGGUUCUCGAGAUUGUGCAGGCCCAGUAUUCCCCAGGAGAGAAAUCCAAGACACGUUACAGAAUGGAGGAUGACGCCGACUGCGACGACGAGUACUCGGAAGACGACGACUCGGAGAACGAGCCGGAUGAUGUGUCCAUGCACGGCGAUGAUUCUAGACCAAGGAUCUAUGGUCACAUCGUCGACGAGCACUUCACAAUCGACAACGUGGGCCAAGUGUCGAUGAAGGUGAACAGCCGCACCAAGCCUCUGGAUAUGGUGGCAUGGACAUCUCCCUUGACCAAGGUCAUCUCGGAUAACGACAUGCCGAACCUGAAAUUCCUCCUCGAUAUCUACGAGUACUGGAGCUCCCAAAAGCUCGAUUCGGAGGAUGAGGCUUUAGGCUUCUUCUCCUUCCCCAUUAAAGAGUUCAAACUUGCAGUCAAGUUGGGUCGUGUGGAGUUGCUUGGAGAAAUCAUCAAGCGCACCGGCGCUGGGUUACCCUUGGAGCAUAUGGUGAAAGGUACAGGCAUAGAACUACAGGUCAAGCCUCGGUACUACCAGGGGCUGACGGUCUACGGAAAGAAGAGGAAUGACUGGGCUCAAGCUGGUCGGGAGACGGUCAACACAUCAUCUGGUGGUACUCAAACCUCGCCCCUUCUACUCGGUGCUUUUGACGCCCGGAUCGAAACCGUGGAGUGGUUCCUCAGCGACACUCCGCUGAGGCAUUAUCUCACGUUUGCCAAGUCUAAGGCAGCCCGCGACAACGUGAAGUUGAAACAUCUGGCUCAAGCUCCGGGCGGAUUUGAUGGCGCCAUCUCCAAGUGGCUCGAUGAUCAGAGCGAACUGGUCCUCCACGCUGCCAUCCUUGCCCCCCCAACACAGAGGGCCAUUGAUUUGGCGUCGUAUCUUGUCAAGACUCAGCCGUUUUUGGUUCACGUCAAGUCAGCAAAUGGUUCAACACCGCUUCUGCUUGCCUACCGCCUGGGCCGGUUCGAUGCUGCUAAGAUUCUAAUCCAAGCGGGAGCUGACCAAACGGCCAAGGAUUAUCAGCGGAACAAUCUUUUACACGUUGCGCUGAACGCCGUUCCAGAUACGAAGACACUGAAACCGAUGUUGGAUCUCCUCGACCGCAGCGCACUCAUUCCGAUGCUGAAAGAGCGGAACAAGCUCGAACAGCAGGGCCGAACACCCCUGCACCAAUACUGCGCUGCCACAAAGCACUAUCUUGGCAAGGCCGCUAACAAGGUGAUUCGCAUGUUCAAGUUGUUCAAUGAUAUCUCGCAAGAAGCCACCAACCAAGCCUUCAAGACCCUCGAUGGCACCGGAGACACCCCACUACACACCUUGCUAGCUACGGACGCGGACCCGGCCAUCAUCCGCGCCGUCAUCGACUUAGAUUCAAGCCUCUUGUGUUAUGAGAACGCCGUUGGCCGUACGCCGGCCGAAGUUGCUCAUGAUCGUUAUCUCUCGAUUCAUAUCAAAGCGCCGGGCCACAACUAUUAUCAUAGGGACACGUCGCUGUCAUCGUUGGUGCAUCAGCACCCCCCUGGUUUCAUCAAGGAGAAGGAAUGCGAAGAGCCCAGGGAGCAUGAAUCUACAGCCACCGUCGCUAAGAAUUGGCGUCUGUGUGCCGACAGCAUGGCGCGCGAUGGCCAGCCCAAGCGAACGCUGGUCAGCCUCAACGCGGCCAAUUUUGUCGCAAAGCGACUCGGCGAGCAGAACACGAGGGACCGCUACCAGUUCAAGCUGGUGAAGAUCGACGAAGAUGCCGCUGCAGCGUCAACUAGUUCGGAGGAUAGCGACAACGAGGCUGGCGAUGCACCAGCCCCGGUCAAGCCCGUGGUCAAGCCCCCGGUCGAUGCCAUCGCAAAGAAGACCAAACCCCGGCGGGUGGACGUCGUCUCCGAGAGAUACUACCAGACGAAUGACGCCUGGGUACGCCCUCGGAAGGAAAAGAAGAGGAGUGAUGAUGACGCGAGCGACAACAGCGACGGCGACGAGAGUGUGAAGGAUGAGAACGAGGAUGAGGACGAGGACGACGAGCUGUUCCCCGUUUGCGGCAAGUGUGGCGAGCGUCACUACCGGCUUUGGGUUGCUGAGAUGACGACCAACUUGAAGAAAGUGCAGAGCUCGGAGGAUACCGAAAUGCUGUAG